UCACUUUGAUUUUGACUAUUAAACUUGUUAGCACUUCACAUGAGAACUGCACCUUCUAACUGCUUUUAUUAUCCACUACUUCUACCAUCAUGUUCUCCAUUUCACCAUUCGCACCCUCUUCCAUUCCGACUUCAACUGUUGUCAAGUUGGAAACUUUUUCGCUGAAAAAUGGUGGGUUUAUCAGAAUUAGAGGUGCUAAUGCUGUUUCAAAGGUACCUAGAAAUCCAAAAUCAGCAAUAUGUUGUUCUGUUUCUGCUUCGGGGGAUGCCAAUGCCUCUGUUCAGACUGAUGUUCCUUUCCCUUUUGAUUACUCUGAGCUUCUGGAACAGGCUGGAGUUGCAGUGGAAUUGGCCAUGAAGGAUAACAAAAAGCUGAUGGAAAUUGAGUUUCCCACUGCCGGACUCACAUCCGUACCAGGUGAUGGUGAAGGUGGAAUAGAGAUGACCGGAAGCAUGCAAUUGAUUCGUGAAUUUUGUGACCGCUUCAUUUCAUCCGAGAAAACCACGCGAACAAGAAUAUUUUUUCCAGAAGCUAAUGAAGUCGACUUUGCUAGACAAUCCGUCUUCAGUGGAGCUUCUUUUAAGUUGGACUAUUUGACAAAGCCUUCAUUCUUUGAAGAUUUUGGUUUUGUUGAGAAAGUAAAAAUGUCAGAUAGAGUGAAGGAAGAAGAUGAGCUUUUCAUAGCAGCUUACCCGUAUUUCAAUGUCAACGAAAUACUUGUUGUGGAAGAACUUUACAGAGAAGCUGUCUUGAAUACUGAUCGGAAACUGAUUGUUUUUAAUGGUGAACUCGAUCGUAUCAGAUCUGGGUAUUAUCCACCGUUCUUUUACCCGAAGCUAGCUGAACUUACGAAGUCCUUUCUACCUUCGAUGGAAACUGUGUACUACAUUCAUAAUUUCAAGGGUCGUAACGGAGGAGUACUUUUCAGGUGCUAUCCGGGUCCUUGGAAGAUUCUGAGAAAAGUGGGGAGUAGUAAAUAUGUUUGUCUACAUCAGCAGGAUACUAUGCCAUCCCUCAAGGAAGUUGCUCUUGAUAUUCUUCCAACCAAUUGAUGUAUCUGUAAUAAUAGUAAUGAAUGAAGAAAGAAAGAUUAAUGAAAAGAAAACUUACAAAAUUUUGUGUACUGAUGAGCAUCAGGGGUUGGUCUCCAGCUUCUUCUUCUUCUUAGGAGAUCAAGAAUGAUGUCAACAGUUGCCAUCUGAUGAUCGAAGGAUUGAAGGCUGUGGCGAAUAGAAUUGGCAGCUUCUAGUGUUCAAAUGGUGUUUAUAGUAUUUGAAUAGCUACCAAGUUGUUGCUGACUUGCUGUAUAGUUUAGAAAUUCAUAUAAAUUCAUGAGACAUACAAGUUUUCUGUGUGUUUUGAAAAGCGGUUUGGACCGUCUCGUUGAACCGGUCGAACUGAGACUUGGAGAAAUAAUUAAGUAUCAGCUGACUAUUGAAUCGAUCAUGUAAUCGAAACAGUGGAAACGAGUCAAAAUUGGAAGGAAAAAAAUAGAUGAACGGGGAGUUUAUAUAACUCGGAGGGGUUAAUGUUCUCUGUUCUCUCUGUUUUUUUUUCUUCUUACAAAUCAAAACAACCGCAUUUUAUAAUUAAAAAAAUACCUAACAAAAUUUCAAAAUAGAAAGUAAAUUUUAAAAAAGAGGAGAAAAUAGAAAACAUACCAAAGAAAAUUGAAAAAAGGUUUAGGCAAACAUAAAGAAAAAGG
This is a messenger RNA of Vicia villosa (hairy vetch), 1705 nucleotides long. RefSeq names its product protein LPA3-like. The transcript has 10 exons. Lineage: Eukaryota; Viridiplantae; Streptophyta; Magnoliopsida; Fabales; Fabaceae. The record is from RefSeq and is a predicted model, not a curated record. Bases 90 to 1052 code for a protein of 320 amino acids.